AUGAAUUCCCGGGCUCUACACUCAUGUAACAAACUCUCACAAAGUUCGAGGCUCAGCACUCCUGUAACAACCUCCUCACUGAUUCCUGGGCUCAGCACUCCAGUAACAACCUCCUCACAGAUUCCCGGGCUCGGCACUCCUGUAACAACCUCCUCACAGAUUCCUGUGCCAGGCAAUCAUGUAACAACCUCCUCACAGAUUCCCGGGCUCAUCACUCAUGUAACAACCUCCUCACAGAUUCCCGGGCUCGGCACUCAUGUAACAACCUCCUCCCAGAUUCCCGGGCACGGCAAUUAUGUAACAACCUCCUCACAGAUUCCCGGGCAGGGCACUCAUGAAACAACCUCCUCACAAAUUCCCAUGCUUGGCACACCUGUUACAACCUCCUCACAGAUUCUCAGGCUAGGCACUCCUGUAACAACCUCCUCACAGAUUCCAUGGCUAGGCACUCCUGUAACAACCUCGUCACAGAUUCCCAGGCUAGGCACUCCUGUUACAACCUCCUCACAGAGUCCCAGUGAGGCUAGGCACUCCUAUUCCCAGGAUAGGCACUCCUGUAACAACCUCCUCACAGAUUCCCAGGCCAGCACUCCUGUAACAACCUCCUCACAGAUUCCCAGACUAGGCACUCCUGUAACAACCUCCUCACAGAUUCCCAGGCUAGGCACUCCUGUAACAACCUCCUCACAGAUUCCCAGGCUAGGCACUCCUGUAGCAACCUCCUCACAAAUUCCCAGGCACGGCACUCCUGUAACAACCUCCUCACAGAUUCCCAGGCUAGGCACUCCUGUAUUAACCUCCUCACAGAUUCCCAGGCUAGGCACUACUGUAACAACCACCUCACAGAUUCCCAGGCUUGGCACUCCUGUAACAACCUCCUCACAGAUUCCUGGGCUCGGCACUCCUGUAACAACCUCCUCACAGAUUCCCAAGCUAGGCACUCCUGUAACAACCUCCUCACUGAUUCCCAGGCACUGCACUCCUGUUACAACCUCCUCACAGAUUCCCAGGCUAGGCACUCCUGUAACAACCUCCUCACAGAUUCCCAGGCACAGCACUCCUGUAACAACCUCCUCACAGAUUCCCGGGCUUGGCACUCCUGUAACAACCUCCUCACAGAUUCCCAGGCUAGGCACUCCUGUAACAACCUCCUCACAGAUUCCCAGGCUAGGCACUCCUGUAACAACCUCCUCACAGAUUCCCGGGCUAGGCACUCCUGUUACAACCUCUUCACAGAUCCCAGAUUCCCGGGCUUGGCACUCCUGUAACAACCUCCUAACAGAUUCCCGGGCUCGGCACUCCUGUAACAACCUCCUCACAGAUUCCCAGGCUAGGCAUUCCUGUAACAACCUCCUCACAGAUUCCUGGGCUCGGCACUCCUGUAACAACCUCCUCACUGAUUCCAAGGCACGGCACUCCUGUAACAACCUCCUCACAGAUUCCCAGUCUAGGCACUCCAGUAACAACCUCCUCACAAAUUCCCAGGCUUGGCACUCCUGUAACAAUCUCCUCACAGAUUCCCAGGCUAGGCACUCCUGUUACAACCUCCUCACAGAUUCCCAGGCUAGGCACUCCUGUAACAACCUCCUCACAAAUUCCCGGGCUUGGCACUCCUGUAACAACCUCCUCACACAUUUCCAGGCUAGGCACUCAUGUAACAACCUCCUCACAAAUUCCCAGGCUAGGCACUCCUGUAACAACCUCCUGACAGAUUCCCAGGCUAGGCAUUACUGUAACAACCUCCUCACUGAUUCCCAGGCUCGGCACUCAUGUAACAACCUCCUCACUGAUUCCCAGGCAUGGCACUCCUGUAACAACCUCCUCACAGAUUCCCAGGCUCGGCACUCAUGUAACAACCUCCUCACUGAUUCCCAGGCACUGCACUCCUGUUACAACCUCCUCACAGAUUCCCAGGCUAGGCACUCCUGUAACAACCUCCUCACAGAUUCCCAGGCACAGCACUCCUGUAACAACCUCCUCACAGAUUCCCAGGCUCGGCACUCAUGUAACAACCUCCUCACUGAUUCCCAGGCAUGGCACUCCUGUAACAACCUCCUCACAGAUUCCCAGGCUCGGCACUCAUGUAACAACCUCCUGACAGAUUCCCAGGCUAGGCACUACUGUAACAACCUCCUCACAGAUUCCCAGGCUCGGCACUCAUGUAACAACCUCCUCACUGAUUCCCAGGCAUGGCACUCCUGUAACAACCUCCUCACAGAUUCCCAGGCUCGGCACUCAUGUAACAACCUCCUCACUGAUUCCCAGGCAUGGCACUCCUGUAACAACCUCCUCACAGAUUCCCAGGCUCGGCACUCCUGUAACAACCUCCUCACAGAUUCCCAGGCUCAGCACUCCUGUAACAACCUCCUCACAGAUUCCCAGGCUAGGCACUCCAGUAACAACCUCCUCACAGAUUCCCAGGCACGGCACUCCUGUAACAACCUCCUGACAGAUUCCCAGGCUAGGCACUACUGUAACAACCUCCUCACUGAUUCCCAGGCAUGGCACUGCUGUAACAACCUCCUCACAGAUUCCCGGGCUCGGCACUCAUGUAACAACCUCCUCCCAGAUUCCCGGGCACGGCAAUCAUGUAACAACCUCCUCACAGAUUCCCGGGCAGGGCACUCAUGA
This is a messenger RNA of Mya arenaria, 2631 nucleotides long. RefSeq lists its product as uncharacterized. The transcript has 4 exons. NCBI's taxonomy places the organism in Eukaryota, Metazoa, Mollusca, Bivalvia, Myida, Myidae. Bases 1 to 2631 code for a protein of 876 amino acids. The record is from RefSeq and is a predicted model, not a curated record.